AUAUACUUGUUUGUACACAGAUCGAAGAUGAACAAAUCUCCCACGGAGAAGGAGGAGUUAUUUUGGGACACCGCCGAGAUUCACGAGAUAGAUGGCUUCUGGUACUACGCUGAGCGCAAUGGAACCCAUGGCGGCCUUCAGGUCGCAAUUCGAGUGCCGAAACGACGACGUCUUUCUGGCAUCCUUUCCCAAAACGGGCACGACGUGGCUCAAGGCGCUCUGCCACACCAUCCUUCACCGCCACGACCAAGAAGAGGAAGAAGACAUCUUGACGAAGAAGAACCCGCACCAAGUGGUCCCCACGCUCUGGAGUUUUCUUUCUUGCUCGGCCGCGUCCAGCACCUGCUGCUCAGUCCUCGUCGCCGAUUGAUGCACACUCAUUUGCCCUACAGUUACUUGCCGGAGGAGGUGACGAGGAGCCCGGCGGCGGCGGCGGGAUGCAGGAAGCUGGUGUAUCUGGCUCGGAACCCUAAGGACACUGUGGUCUCCAUGUGGCAUUUCUACAACCAGGUCCAUAAAGGCUCAGCUGGCCCGCUCUCGGUAGAGAGAGCGGUGGAGAGCUUCUGCAGCGGGGUCAUGCCUUGGGGCCCGUUUUACGAACACGUGCUGGGAUACUGGGAAGAAAGUAAGAAGCGGCCCGAUGAGGUGUUGUUUCUCAAGUACGAGGAGCUGUGCGGAGAGCCGAAGGAGCAGGUGAGGAAGUUGGCUUCCUUUCUGGGGAGGUCAUUUCCCUCGACGACGGAUGGAUCAGGUGGUGGUGAUGAUGACGAGGUGGAGAAGGUGUUGUGGCGAAGCAGUUUCGGUCGGCUCAAGGAGCUGGAAGUUAACAAGUAUGGUGCGGUCGGGGAGCAAGGUCUGCACCUAUCCCAUACCAUCUACUUUAGGAAGGGAACUGUGGGGGAUUGGAAGAACUACUUGACAUCAGACAUGGCUCGGUGUAUCGACCAAGUCACACAAAAUAAGUUGCUGGGGACUGGACUUUCUCUUGACGAUUUCUUAUUCUCGUUUUAGUUUUAAUGGUUACAUCUUACUUGAGGGAUUCGAAUUUGCUAAUCUCUGAUUUGGUG
This is a messenger RNA of Linum tenue, 1067 nucleotides long. The record is from the annotation of a GenBank genome assembly. NCBI's taxonomy places the organism in Eukaryota, Viridiplantae, Streptophyta, Magnoliopsida, Malpighiales, Linaceae.